This is a messenger RNA of Nicotiana attenuata, 516 nucleotides long. RefSeq lists its product as uncharacterized. Lineage: Eukaryota; Viridiplantae; Streptophyta; Magnoliopsida; Solanales; Solanaceae. The transcript has 3 exons. Bases 1 to 516 code for a protein of 171 amino acids. The record is from RefSeq and is a predicted model, not a curated record.
AUGGGGCCUAACGUGACACUAAUAGCUGAGAUGAAGACCAAGUUGCAGCUGACAUUCAAAAUGAAAGAUCUAAGAGAUCUUAAAUUCUUUCUUGGCAUUGAGUUUGCCAGGUCACAAAAAGCAACACCUAUUGAAGCCAACAUCAAACUGACCACUAAGGAGUAUGAUGAACAUACUAGCAGCUCUAAUGCAACUUAUGAUGAAGUGUUAACAGACAUCAGCCAGUAUCAAAGGUUACUGGGGAAACUACCAUACUUAACUGUCACAAGGCCAGACAUAGCAUAUAGUGUUCAAACACUAAGCCAGUUUAUACAGAAACCGAAAAGAUCAUAUUUGGAAGCUGCUCGGGAUGACUGGGAAGCCUGCCCUAUCACUAGGAAGUCAGUAACAGUCUUCUUCAUCAAGUAUGGUGAUUCUCUGAUAUCCUGGAAGUCAAAGAAACAAAGCACCAUUUCUAGGAGCUCUGCGGAAUCUGAGUACAGAAGCAUUGCAUCAAUUGUAGCUGAAUUGGUGUAG